Messenger RNA from Nerophis ophidion (straightnose pipefish), 2861 nucleotides. It is a transcript of the gene mmp25b, whose product is annotated as matrix metallopeptidase 25b. Bases 293 to 2854 code for a protein of 853 amino acids. NCBI's taxonomy places the organism in Eukaryota, Metazoa, Chordata, Actinopteri, Syngnathiformes, Syngnathidae. Gene Ontology annotation, cellular component: extracellular matrix. Gene Ontology annotation, biological process: proteolysis; collagen catabolic process; extracellular matrix organization. The record is from RefSeq and is a predicted model, not a curated record. Gene Ontology annotation, molecular function: zinc ion binding; DNA-binding transcription factor activity, RNA polymerase II-specific; metalloendopeptidase activity. The transcript is spliced from 18 exons.
GCACCCUCCCCUCCCGCGCCGCCGCCCUCUUCCACUUCCUCCGUCUCUCUCCUCUGCACCCUCGCAUGUUCGCACACAGUGUUGUCAACAAAGCUGGAGAACAAGAGGACGCGGGGGGAUCAGGGUCAUCAAGGUAUACGUGGGACGCCUCUCGCCUUGACACUCAUUGAGGACGAGUCGGAGGAUCGAAGGGACGGCGCCAGGAGCCCAAAGUGACAGUAAACAGGGGGCGAGCACGCACACACGGCAGGACCGCUGCUUUGCUCUCCAUGGUGGUCGGGACACUUGUAGUAUGUAUGAGAAGUUAACCAUGCUCAACCUGCAGAGUGGCUCGAACUGGAGCGGGCCUAACAACUGGUACCAUGACCCCACCGGUGUACAGACUCAACACAGCACAGUGUCCGAGGGCUGCCUGCUGGAUACGGAAGGCGGCAUGGGAGGUGAGGUGGUAGGUGCCGGAGGAGGAGGAGGAGGCCCGGGCCGAGGGGGAGGCGUGCCCGUGGAGAGGGACGAGGGCGAGGAGUCGCAACUGAGGCUGCAGCUCAAGCGGAAGCUGCAGAGGAACCGCACCAGCUUCACGCAGGAGCAGAUCGAGGCGCUGGAGAAAGAGUUUGAAAGGACACAUUACCCAGAUGUCUUUGCAAGGGAGCGACUGGCCAAUAAGAUUGAUCUACCUGAAGCCAGGAUACAGGUGUGGUUUUCCAACCGGAGAGCCAAGUGGAGGCGGGAGGAGAAGCUGCGCAACCAAAGGAGGUCAGGAGGUGUUACCUCCUGUUCUCAGAGCCAAGCCCCCCUAACCACCUCCUUCAACACAUCCGUCUAUCAUCAGCAGCACGGCAGCAGUUCAGGGUCCAUGUUGAGUCAGGCUGAGUCGUCGCUGCCCAGCUACAGCUCGCUGUCAGUUUUCUCAUCUGGAGUCCAGUCCAUCCCUCCCCAAUCGGCCUCCUCCUACUCCUGCAUGUUGCCUCCAUCUCCAUCUGCCCCGCGCAGCUUUGACUCAUCAGCAUACUCCUCCCCUCACCUGCAGACUCCACCCUCAGCCAACUCCAACACCGGCCUCAUAUCACCCGGCGUCUCGGUGCCGGUCCAGGUCCCGGGAACUGAGCAGCAGGGCAUGAGCCAGAACCUGGGCCAGUACUGGGCCAGGUUACAGUCCAUUGCCAUGGAUCUACAGUGGAUGGUUCUGACUUUGGCCGCGUGUGCAUCAGCUGCGCCUGAGCAGUACAGCAGAGCAGUGGAUUGGUUGAGCAGGUAUGGCUACCUUCCUCCUCCCGACCCGCGGACUAGUAAGCUACAGACCAAGGAGGGCAUCGAGAAGGCCAUUCGCGUCAUGCAGAGAUUUGGUGGCGUGAGGGAAACCGGCGUGCUGGAUGGCGAAACUCUGCGCCUCAUGUCCACACCGCGAUGCUCUCUACCUGAUAUAGUCGGAAGCGAGGACAUGUUGAAGAAAAGGAGGAGGAGGAGGAGAAGAUAUGCGCUGUCAGGACUUAAGUGGCACAAGAGUGACCUCACAUGGAGCGUCCACAGCUACCCAUCGCCCGCCCUCUCCCCCGGCCUGCCUUCCCACUUGGUGGACAGCAUCCUGACCCACGCCUUCAAAGCCUGGGGUGACGCCGCUCCCUUGACGUUCCACCGCUUGGGCGAAGAAACCGGCGGGGACAUUAAAGUGUCAUUCAAAAGCUUGCUUCACGAAGACGGGUACCCCUUCGACGGGGAGGGGGGCACCCUGGCCCACGCUUUCUUCCCGGGCUCGGCCGACAUUUCCGGUGACACACACUUUGACGACCAUGAGAGGUGGAGCUACGGAGGAGACGCCAGCGGCACGACGGAUUUGUUCACUGUGGCGGUGCACGAGUUUGGCCACGCGCUCGGCCUGUCCCAUUCCUCCUCCGACCCGUCCAUUAUGAGGCCCUAUUACCAGGGUCCCGUGGGAGACAUCCGCCUCUUCCAGCUGACCCUGGAUGACAAACUGGCCAUUCAGCAGCUUUAUGGCACCAAGAACGGUGAGCGGCCGGGCAGUGUCGAUCCCAAUCUCCCGCGUCUGCCCAGUCCACCUCCGCCCAGACCAACACGGCCGUCUGAUCCGACUAUUCCUUUCCGCUGCAAUGGGGGAUUUGAUGCGGUGGCCAACAUCCGAGGAGAAGUUUUCUUCUUUAAAGGUGCGUUUUUUUGGAGGACCAAAAGAGAUGGAUCUCUGGUGUCCCUAAAUCCGGCUCAGAUCAAAAACUUCUGGAUGGGCCUUCCAGCAGGCGUUAACAAGAUUGACGCUGUGUAUGAAAGGAAGAGCGACAGCAGUAUCAUCUUCUUCAUUGGGUCUCAGUACUGGGUUUUCAAGGACACAGUGGCCAAGAGCGGAUAUCCACGGCCCCUUUCCGAAUGGCGGAUGACGAGGAAGAACGGUGCUCUGGUCGACAGGGUGGACGCCGCCUUCAUCUGGGCUCAUAAUGGCAAAACCUAUUUGUUCAGCGAAGGAGAGUUUUGGAGGUUUGACGAGAGCCACAAAGGCCAGCAGGUGACCAGACAGCCGGAACCGGGCUAUCCACGUGAUAACAGCCUCUGGACUGGAGUGCCCUCCCGCAUGGAUGACAUCAUCAGCUGGGGCGAAGGUGACGCCUAUUUCUUCAAGGACAACCAUUACUGGGUAAUUAAGAGUGGAGGACUGGACCAAGACGUCGUGACCCCAAAAUCUAUCGCCGUAGAUUGGCUCCGAUGUUCUGCUCCUACGGCCAAUCCCAAAGACCCGAAGACAUGCAGCUGCAACCUUACGGACUCGUCUUCCUCACAUAGAUGCAGCUUCCUCUUGGUUUCUCUUUUGUUGGUAAUCAAGGAGUUUGUUCAUAAAAUACAAAGUUGAGUUUGGA